UUUCCACUACUCAAAUGAAACCUCCGCUUAAACCCUCAGCUUGCAGAGAUAAAAGAUAAGGUUCAGAGAGUGAAGCGAAAGUGUGCAAAUGUCUUCUUCAGACGUAGCUCUUUUCUCUUCUAUGAUUCAAUUUCGUUCGUCUUCGUCCAUCCGUAAUGCUCUUCCAACAAUCUUCAAUCUCUCUUCACCAGCCGCGAGUUCGUGCGCAAUCAAAUCGACCCAGAUUCUUAACCGGCGUUUGAGAGCCAAAUCGACGAACUUAUCUCUUUCUUCCAUGCCUCGGAGAGGGUUCGUAUGCAGAGCUGCGGAGUACAAGUUCCCGGAUCCCAUACCCGAAUUCGCCGAAGCUGAGACUAAGAAAUUUAGGGACCAUAUGACAAAGAAACUAUCAAAGAGGGAUCUUUUUGAAGACUCUGUUGAUGAGAUUGUCGGAGUCUGCACUGAGAUCUUCGAGACGUUCUUGCGGAGCGAGUAUGGAGGACCUGGAACACUCUUGGUUGUACCCUUCAUCGACAUGGCUGAUACUCUCAAUGAAAGGGAACUGCCUGGAGGUCCACAAGCCGCACGUGCAGCUAUCAAAUGGGCUCAGGAUCAUGUAGACAAAGAUUGGAAGGAAUGGACCGGCACCGAUUAGUAGCACCCGAACCUCAAAUCAUCAAAAUAUAGUUCAAUGCUCAUGUAUCAGAGGGUAUAUUGUCUUUGUAAAACUCUGAAUUUUGCAGAUUUCAGAAUUUUAUUAGUUCUCUUCUUAUAAAAAAUCCUUGGUCUCAUCAUUUGUUUCCCAA
Brassica oleracea var. oleracea is the source of this 785-nucleotide messenger RNA. RefSeq lists its product as uncharacterized. The transcript has 3 exons. Gene Ontology annotation, biological process: regulation of gene expression. Lineage: Eukaryota; Viridiplantae; Streptophyta; Magnoliopsida; Brassicales; Brassicaceae. Bases 89 to 634 code for a protein of 181 amino acids. The record is from RefSeq and is a predicted model, not a curated record.